GCCUUUGCCAAAAGUCACAGCAAAACAACAAAUACUUAAGUACUCGAGAAAUUUUUGGUUAGAGACUUCAAAGCAUGGCCAAGGCAUUCUUUGUCAGCGAGGACAUGGAGCUGGCCCAGCUCCUACUUCACGAGGAUAACGCUUUCAAUUGCCUCGUCGAGGUAGGCCACACGGGCGGACUGCAAUUCAACAACGUGUACGAUGAGGAUCGCCUGAUCAACGGUAUGUACACAUCGAAGGUGAAUCUCUGCUAUGAAUUGCUGCGCUACAUCGAGUAUCUGGAGGCGCAAAUGCCUGGUCUGGAAAUUGUGCCCACCUACUAUGCAGCAGUGGAUACCGAGGAUCGUCCAAGGGAGUCGCAAAUACCCAUCUACGAUAGUCAUUUGCGUCGCAUGAACACCGAGAUGCGUUCGGUGAUGGAACACUACAAUACACUCGAGCGACGUCACAACUAUUUGGUCGAGAAACGUUAUGCACUGCAGAGGGCGCAAAAGAUUCUGCUGUCUGAUGGACCGCAAAGCGCUGAGCUGCUGUUCACGGAGAGCACAAUGAUGGAUCUUCUGAAAGAUCAGUCUGAAGCAAUGCCAAUUAGUUCGCAUCUCAACUAUUUGCUGGGCAGCAUUAAUGUGGAGAAAUUUCAGGCGUUUGAACUUAUGUUGUAUCGACUCUUUGGUCGCAAUCUCCUCGUGCGCCGUGCCGAGAUGCCAGAGCGUGUCUAUGAUCAGGUGGGAGCCAAGCGGGAGUUGGUCCAUAAAUUUGUGGUGCUGCUAAUGACCAUAUCUGCAACGAUUCGUCCCAAGCUGCUCAAGUGCUGUGUCGCCUUCCAUGUGACCAUCUUUGAGUGCCCCGAGACGUCCAGUCAGCGGCUGCGUAUGAUCGAGCAGCUGGAGCGCGAGGCAAACGAUGUGGAUUUGGUGCUCUCCGAGACGCGAGUUGUGCGCAAAAAAAUGUUGCUUACGGCCUCCAAAUUGACCUAUUCCAUGCGCAUCAAUCUCUAUAAGGCCAUGAAGGUCUAUGAUCUGCUGAAUCGCAUGAGUCCGGUUGGAGCGCAGGAGCAUCAGAAGUAUCUGCAGGCCGAGUGCUUUGUGCCCAGGUCACAGGUGGGCGAAGUGCGUGCCGCCUUGAAUCGUGGCUCACUCAUCGAUGCCGGCGAUGCCGGCGGCUUGAAUCCUCCACCGUUGCUGCUGAUGCGUUCUCGCAAAGCGCAGCAUGUGCCGCCCACACACUUCAGACUUAACAAAUUCACACAAGGCUUUCAGAACCUCAUCAAUUCGUAUGGCAUGGCGGACUACAAGGAACUCAACCCUGCUCCCUAUACAAUCAUCACAUUUCCCUUUCUGUUUGCCAUUAUGUUUGGAGAUCUUGGACAUGGCUUGAUACUCAUAUUGUUUGCCAGUUUUCUCAUUUUCCGCGAGAAACGCAUCGAAGAUUCGGCGCGCAUAGCAGAAAGCGAGAAUGAGAUAUUGAAUAUUCUCUUUGCUGGUCGCUAUAUCAUUCUCCUGAUGGGCAUCUUUUCGGUCUACGUGGGCUUCAUCUACAACGAUGUGCUGGCCAUGCCCAUGAAUAUUUUUGGCUCCAGCUGGAGCUGUGUCUAUAACACAAGUACCGUGCAAAAGAUCACUGCUGAGCUGGGCUUGGAUCCAAAUGAUCCGAAAUUCUAUUCAGGUCAUCCGUAUCCUAUUGGCGUCGAUCCCAUUUGGAAGAUCAGUGGCGAGGAUGCGAUCACCACUUUCAACUCGCUGAAAAUGAAACUCGCCAUCAUUUUGGGCAUUUCACAGAUGAUGUUCGGCUUGGCGCUGGCCGCCAUCAAUUGCGUGCGGCACAAGCAGAAAGCCGAUCUGCUGCUGGUGGUGAUACCGCAAUUUGUAUUCAUGACUUGUUUGUUUUGUUACCUCGUCUUUCUCAUCUUUCUGAAGUGGCUCACCUAUGGCGGACUGAAGCAAUCGCCGUACAACUCCGCCUGCGCUCCGUCUGUGCUGAUCAUCUUCAUUGACAUGAUGCUGAUGAAGACAUCCGAAGUGAAUUCUAAAGGUUGCAACGAAGGCAUGUUUCCAAAUGAGCGCCUGGUCGAAUAUGUCCUCGUGCUGAUCGCCUUUGCUGCUGUUCCCGUUCUGCUGGCCGGCAAGCCCAUCUAUUUGAUGCAACGCCAGAAGAAGCUGAAGAAGCUACGCGGCGAACGCGAUCUCAAGGCACUCAAUAAAAAGGGACGUCAAACUCUGAUGGAGAUGCGUUCGCCGCCUAAGUAUGAUGAGCCGCGCAAGAGCGACGAAGUCAAAGAAACGCCGCCAGCCGACGAUGAUGUCGAGUUCGAUCUGACGGAAAUCUGGAUACACUCGGGCAUCCAUACCAUCGAGAGUGUAUUGGGUUCGAUCUCCCAUACGGCAUCUUACUUGCGUCUCUGGGCUCUAUCGUUGGCCCACAGCCAGCUGGCGGAUGUGCUCUUCGAGAUGGUGCUGAACAAGGGCAUACAUAAUAAAUUGCCCAUCUAUGCCGCAGUGCCAGUGCUCGCUGUAGCCUUCUUCAUCUGGGCAGUGCUCACAAUUGCAAUACUGGUCAUGAUGGAGGGUCUUUCAGCAUUUCUGCACACGCUGCGUCUGCACUGGGUGGAGUUUCAGUCGAAAUUCUUUAAUGGCGCUGGUCACAGCUUUCAACCCUUCUAUUUUCCACCCUCCACCAUUCGCGGUUAGUUGGCAGUUUUCUUGGACUUUUCUCGCUUCAUUUUGUAUGUGUAAAAUUAAAAUGAAAGAAGAAAAAAUA
Drosophila sulfurigaster albostrigata is the source of this 2757-nucleotide messenger RNA. RefSeq names its product V-type proton ATPase 116 kDa subunit a 4 (gene Vha100-3). Bases 75 to 2687 code for a protein of 870 amino acids. The record is from RefSeq and is a predicted model, not a curated record. The transcript has a single exon. Gene Ontology annotation, biological process: vacuolar acidification; proton transmembrane transport. NCBI's taxonomy places the organism in Eukaryota, Metazoa, Arthropoda, Insecta, Diptera, Drosophilidae. Gene Ontology annotation, cellular component: vacuolar proton-transporting V-type ATPase complex; vacuolar proton-transporting V-type ATPase, V0 domain; plasma membrane. Gene Ontology annotation, molecular function: proton-transporting ATPase activity, rotational mechanism; ATPase binding.